AUGAGAUUUUUUGCUGUUCUUGGUUCUGCUCUUGCAGGUUAUGUCCCGGAGUAUUUCUGCGAUCUGACGGCGAAUGGAAACGCUGGAUCGACUCCAAAUGCGCCAGUUAAUUAUAUGUGCUUUGAAUAUCAAUGUCCAAGACGAGAAAAUAUCAUGCAACUGUAUAACGGGCUACUUCAAAUCCAUGCUGAUGAAAGAGGGCUUCAAGUCGACUGUAGGGACAGAUCUUGUACAGAGACUCUGUACAAUCAUUACGAAUUCUGCAUUCCUUGCUGCAACAGCCCCUACUCGAGGAACACAGACUACCGCUUUCCAACCUGCAAAGCGAUUCGUACAUUCUCUGAUGCUUGUGAUCACUUUCGCCGUUUUGGCAAAUUCAAUAUCCGAUAUUACUAA
Oikopleura dioica is the source of this 396-nucleotide messenger RNA. The record is from the annotation of a GenBank genome assembly. Lineage: Eukaryota; Metazoa; Chordata; Appendicularia; Copelata; Oikopleuridae.